AGGAAGCAGCCGCUGUGGAGGAAUGAUCGACCCGAAGAGGCCGAUUGGGUUGCAAAAUCCUGGAUUGUCUCUUCGGGAAAUAUUAAAAGGAUGGGAGUUUUUCUGGCUGGCAGGUUUUAUUCCUGGGCGGACGGAGCGUAUCGACGCAACGCAAGGACCUGGACCUCUGACACAGCAUUCUCCAGAUAGCAGGAUGGCCUCUAACCACACCAAGGACUGGUUCCAGCAGCUGGACGUGAUGUUGAGGCUUCUCAACGGCACCCUCUCCUGCGUGGAGCCGUGUCCCCAGCUGGGCAAGGCCGACCGGGAGGGAAAAGAUACGUACGCCUACAUGUACAUCGUUUUCAUGAUGCUCCUUUUCGCCUUGACGGUGGGCAGCCUGAUCCUGAGCUACACUCGAUCCCGAGAGGUGGACAAGCCCAGCGACCCCUACCACAUGUACAUCAAGAACCGAGUGACCAUGAUUUGAAGGCAGAGGGAGGGGACGAGAAGGAGGAGGCCCGGUGCUCCUCCCGGGGUUUUCGGUCAGCAAGGAAAACUGUGCCGAGUCUCGAACUCAGGACUUGGGGAAUGUCUACGUUCUGAGGCACGGAGGGGGAAAACAUUAAAACCUGGGGUUUUUUUUCAAAGCAGGGCCUGCAAAGAAGCCAACGGAGGGGGGGGGGGGGCUGACGUGACCUGACUUAAACGACCAGUUUAUAAAGUUUUGUAAAGUGUUUUUAUUUUUUUUUAACUUUCCUAAUGGUUAACUUUAUCCAUCUGCCUCUUCCUAUCCAAUAAACCAGUUGGAAGGCA
Molecule: messenger RNA, 795 nt
Organism: Thamnophis elegans (Western terrestrial garter snake)
Lineage: Eukaryota; Metazoa; Chordata; Lepidosauria; Squamata; Natricidae
Gene: KCNE3
Product: potassium voltage-gated channel subfamily E regulatory subunit 3
Exons: 2
Coding region: 23-469 (148 amino acids)
Biological process (GO): potassium ion export across plasma membrane; membrane repolarization during action potential; regulation of heart rate by cardiac conduction
Cellular component (GO): membrane
Molecular function (GO): potassium channel regulator activity; voltage-gated potassium channel activity involved in ventricular cardiac muscle cell action potential repolarization; delayed rectifier potassium channel activity
Source: RefSeq, a predicted model, not a curated record